CUGAAGCCAAAAAGACCAUGGAGAGCACCAAGACGGACGGACACAACCCGCUGGCAACUGCCGGCUUUUGUUCAAGAGUCUUUUUGUGCUGGUUGACCCCGCUGCUGCACCUCGGCCACAAGCGGACGCUGGAGGAAAGUGACAUGUACAGCGUUGUCCCCGAGGAUCGCUCUCAGACCCUGGGAGAGGAGCUGCAGAGACUUUGGGACCACGAAGUUAAAAAGGCCACGAAGGAACUGCGGAAACCGAACCUCACCGACGUCCUCAUCCGGUGCUACGGGAGGUCCUACGCCGCGGCUGGGUUGUUCACAUUUUCACUGGAGGCCAUUAAAGUGAUCCAGUCGCUUCUGCUGGGGAAAAUAAUCCUGUACUUUGAGAAUUACGACCCAGACGACCAUAGGAGUCUCUGCACGGUGUGCGUUUACGCCGCCGCCAUGUCCCUCUCCACCUUCGGCCUGACUAUCCUCCAACACCUCUACUUCUACCAGGUUCAGAAACUGGGCAUGAGGAUACGGGUGGCCAUGUGUCACAUGAUAUACAGGAAGGCUCUGGCCCUCAGCAGUGAAUCCAUGGGACAAACCACCACCGGACAAAUCGUCAACCUCCUUUCGAAUGAUGUCAACCGCUUCGAUGAGAUUACACUCAACCUGCACUACCUGUGGGUGGGGCCUCUACAAGCCAUGGUGAUCGUCGUCUUCCUUUGGUACGAGAUCGGCCCGACGUGUCUGGCGGGCGUGGCGGUCGUCGCCCUCAUGCUGCCGAUGCAGACUUGGUUCGGAAAACUCUUUGGCAUCUUCAGGAGCAAAACGGCCGUCUUUACUGACAAUAGAAUUUGCAUCAUGAACGAGGUGGUGUCCGGCGUCAGGAUCAUCAAGAUGUACGCCUGGGAGAAGCCGUUCUCAGCUCUGGUUACUGAAGUCAGAAGGAAAGAGAUCCGUCAGAUACUGUACAGCUCCUACCUACGAGGACUCAACAUGGCGUCCUUCUUCGCCAGCAGCAAGAUCAUCGUCUUCAUUACCUUCACCGUCUACGCCCUCCUGGGCAACGCCAUCACCGCCAGCAGCGUGUUUGUCACCGUGUCCCUGUACGGUACCAUCAAGCUCACGGUCACCCUGUUCUUCCCGCUGGCCGUGGAGAAGGUGUCGGAGACCGCGGUCAGCGUCCAGAGGAUCACGAGUUUCCUCCUGCUGGAUGAGGUGGAGAGAAAAACCUCGGGGCUGCCUCUGGAGGGGAAGGAGGAGAGCUCCAUAGAGAUUGAGAAGUUGACCUGCUACUGGGAUAAGAGUUUGGACGCUCCAUCUCUCCAGAAUGUCUCCGUCAGCGCGAAGUCACACCAACUCCUGAUUGUAAUUGGACCAGUGGGGGCCGGGAAGUCCUCCCUGCUGAGCGCCAUCCUGGGAGAGCUGCCUCAGGACACGGGGAGUCUGAAGGUCAAAGGUCAGCUGACCUAUGUGUCCCAGCAGCCCUGGGUGUUCCCGGGGACCAUCCGCAGUAACAUCCUGUUCGGGAGAGAGCUGAACCCCCAGCGGUACGAGAAAGUCAUCAGAGCCUGCGCUCUAAAGAAGGACCUGGAGCUGCUCCCGGACGGAGACCUGACGCUGAUCGGGGACAGAGGGGCCACACUCAGCGGUGGACAGAAAGCUCGCAUCAACCUGGCCAGGGCUGUGUAUCAGGAUGCAGACAUCUACCUCCUGGACGAUCCUUUAAGCGCAGUGGACGCUGAGGUCGGGAAACAUCUUUUUGAGCAGUGCAUCUGCGGCCUGCUGAAGAACAAGUGUCGUGUCCUGGGCACCCACCAGCUGCAGCACCUCAGGGCCGCCGACCAGAUCCUGGUCCUCAAAGAGGGUCACGUGACGGCUCAGGGUUCCUACAGCGAGCUGUGCUCCUCCAAUCCGGACAUGGCGGCUAUGCCGAGCAGCGACGAGGAGCAGGAGCGACGGGCUCGAUCGGCCGACCUGGGCAAGCUGUCGUUACACAGCCAGAAGACGAACCACUCGCACAGUUCCCACAGCAGCCUCCUGCCGCAGGAGAGCGACUGCACAGACCAGCUUCCUGUUGAAACAGUUUGCACCGCGGCAGAGGAGAGUCGGGUGGAAGGAGACGUCGCCGGUCACAUUUAUCUCAAGUACUUCACCGCAGGCUGCAGCAUCGCGGUCUUACUGUUUAUCGUGCUGCUCAGUGUCGUGGCCGAGGUUGCUUAUAUUCUGCAGGACUGGUGGCUGGUGUACUGGGUGAGAGAGAUGUAUUUCAACAGCACGGCCACAGCUGUUAGCAUCAGAAAUGGAGUGAAUGCUACUCACUCAGAUCAAGAGUUGGACCUCACAUUUUACCUCGGUGUUUAUUCAGGUUUGACCGCAGUCGCCGUGGUGUUUGGCUACGCCAGGAGCUUAGUGAUCUUUCACGAGCUGGUGAGAUCAGCUCAGAAACUGCACAACAGCAUGUUCAGCGCCGUCCUCCGCACGCCUGUCGCCUUCUUCGACGCCAACCCCAUCGGAAGAAUUCUCAACAGGUUUUCCAAAGACAUCAGCCAGAUGGACUCCAUGUUACCCAUCACCUUUGUGGACUUCUAUCAAUUGUUCUUGCAGAACAUGGGUGUGGUGGUGGUGGCGGCCUCGGUCAUCCCUCUCAUCCUGAUCCCUGUCGUUCCUCUGCUGUUCAUCUUCCUGUACUUGAGACGCUUCUACCUCAGCACGUCACGGGACAUCAAACGCCUCGAGUCCACAACUCGGAGUCCCGUCUUCUCCCACCUGUCCUCGUCUCUUCAGGGUCUGUGGACGAUCCGAGCCUUCAGAGCCGAGGAGAGGUUAAGGAAAGCCUUUGACGCCCAUCAGGACCUGCACUCGGAGGCCUGGUUCCUGUUCCUGAUGACGUCCCGCUGGUUUGCUCUUCGCCUCGACAGCAUCUGCUCCCUCUUCAUCACCUUCACCACAUUCGGCUGCAUCUUACUCAGAGACGGGCUCGAGGCCGGAGGGGUGGGGCUCGUGCUGACCUACGCCGUGACGCUGAUAGGAAACUUCCAGUGGACCGUGAGGCAGAGCGCGGAGGUGGAGAACAUGAUGACCUCGGUGGAGCGGGCGGUGGAGUACACAGAGCUGAAGAGCGAGGCACCCUGGGAGACCCAGAAGCGUCCUCCCGCCGACUGGCCCAGCCGAGGACUGGUGACUUUCAACCGGGUGAAGUUGUCCUACAGCGAAGACGGGCCGCCGGUCCUCAGAGACAUCAGCGCCACUUUCCAAGCGCACGAGAAGGUCGGGAUCGUGGGGAGAACGGGCGCCGGGAAAAGCUCCCUGGUGUCGGUCCUGUUCCGCCUGGCUGAGCCGCAGGGGGAGAUCCACAUAGACGGCGUCCUGACGUCAGAGAUCGGCCUUCACGACCUGCGUCAGAGGAUGUCCAUCAUUCCCCAGGACCCGGUGCUGUUCACUGACACCGUGAGGAAGAACCUGGACCCUUUCAAGCAGCAUGCGGACGAAGAGCUGUGGAGGGCCCUGGAGGAGGUGCAGCUGAAGUCGGUCGUGGAGGAGCUGCCUGGGAGGUUGGAGACGGUUCUGGCCGAGUCGGGCUCUAACUUCAGUGUGGGUCAGAGGCAGCUGGUGUGUCUGGCCAGAGCCAUCCUGAGGAAGAACCGCAUCCUCAUCAUCGACGAGGCCACGGCCAAUGUGGACCCCAGUACGGACGAGCUGAUCCAGAGAACCAUCCGGGACAAGUUUCGAGAAUGCACGGUGCUCACCAUCGCUCAUCGCCUCAACACCAUCAUAGACAGUGGCCGGAUACUGGUGCUGGACAGUGGAACCAUCCAGGAGCUAGACCGUCCCUUCACUCUGCUGCAGAACAAAGACGGGGCGCUCUACAAGAUGGUGCAGCAGCUGGGAGCGGCUGAGGCGGCUGCUCUGCUGGAGUCUGCCAGACAGAUGACGCAGCAGUCCUGACAGUGGAGCAGGAUGUGACAGAUUGUCUGGGUGUGUGAGAGUGUGUGUGUGUGCGUGCGUGCGUGUGUGUGUGUGUUGACUGCAUGACCUGAAGACAGUGGGGUUGGAUGUGAACUCACAAGAAGCACAUUACUGUUUGUACAGUCUUUUGUUCAGAUAAAGUUUAUUUAAUUUUCAACAGAGUUGUGGUCUUUGUGUGUCAUUGUGGGUUGUGACUGUAACUAGUGACUGUAGCAUUUGUCAUAAGUCAUAAUCAGAUAUGUUGGUUCAUAUUGGUGCAUGCACGUGCAUGCAUGUGCACGCACGCACGCAUGCACACAACCCUAACCCUAACCCUAGCAGGAGCUGCAUGUAACAUUUGUCAUAAGUCAUAAUCAGGUGUAUUUGUACAUAUGGUGUGCGAAAUAUGGCGUGUUCCCCCGGGCGAAGGGCAUAUCAGUGCGUUUGCGGGCCACCGUCUUGCUAAGCGCGAAAGAACUUCCAGUCUAUUCUUCGCCAUGCGCUUAGCAAGACGGUGGCCCGCAAACGCACUGAUAUGCCCUUCGCCCGGGGGAACACGCCAUAUUUCGCACACCAUAUGUUCAAAAUUACUCUACAUCAAACAUACAUACAUCCAUCUGUACGAUAUGCCUCCCUUCAGCAGGUGGGCUGGCAGGUCAUUUCCCCAAUCUACCUCAGGUGUCUCACUCACACAGUCACACCCACAGGCUCUGUGAGGCACUGCUGCUGCAGGCAAUUAACCCCAAUUAUCGCCUGUCGGCUCACUCCACCUCUGUUGGAGCAGGAAUCCUUCCACUCUGCCGUGUGACACUGCACAUGUAAGGGCCGUCUUACAACACCUCACAACAAACAACAUUUCUUUUCCCCGCAUAAAGUGUCUCUUCUGAUCUUCACACUUUGGUGUCUUGGGAACAGUGAUAUGUUUUUCACACC
Messenger RNA from Seriola dumerili (greater amberjack), 4859 nucleotides. Its product is annotated as multidrug resistance-associated protein 4-like. Gene Ontology annotation, biological process: transmembrane transport. Lineage: Eukaryota; Metazoa; Chordata; Actinopteri; Carangiformes; Carangidae. The transcript has 31 exons. Gene Ontology annotation, cellular component: plasma membrane. Gene Ontology annotation, molecular function: ATP binding; ABC-type transporter activity; ATP hydrolysis activity. The record is from RefSeq and is a predicted model, not a curated record. The coding region runs from base 18 to 3926 and encodes 1302 amino acids.